UCUCUUUAUUUCUAUGGUUAUAUCAUGAUCUAUUAGUAUGGAUGAAUUAUCAGAUCAUACAUUAAAUUUUUCCGGGAAUAUAAAUACUACUCUUUCAUCAUCAUUAUCUUCUUCAAUCGGCAAGACUGAAUUAACAGAUUCAUCGACAGCAAGUUGUUCAUCGACUCACGAUCUAGUAAGAGCGACAUUGCAAGAUGUGAUUGGACUUCAACACAAUGCAAUAGAACAAAUGUUAGAAACAAAAGAGAGACAUAAACUUGACUAUGUUAUGAAAACAACUUAUGACGAGGCUAUCAAGCAAUUUGAGGAUGAACAACUUGAACAUCGGAAAACAAAGUUACUACUGGAGAAAGAGCAAGAAAAGUUGAAGUUUGCAUUAGGAGAAAUUGAAAUACUUACUAAACAUCUUGAGAGAGAAAAAUCAGAUCAUGAGAAUUUAAUCAAAUCUGUCAAACAAAAAGCCAACAGAGAAACUCAAAGAAGUGAUCUUUUGUACGACAAAUGUACAAAAAAUGAAGAAAUCAUUCAAAGGCAAAAAGAUGAUAUAACAUUAAAAGAAAAUGAGAUUUCAAAUUUGAAACAGAGAUUGAAGUCACAGUCAGCUUCACAUAAACAGUUUAUUCAUGACAUGGAAAUUCAGAAAGUACAAGAAGAAUAUAUGGCUCGUUCACUUAGUGAAAAGGAUAAAAGGAAAAGGCGUGGUGUACCUUGACAAACUUUUGUUUUUGGGUGAAAGACUCGGUCUGAUGUUUAAAAAUUGAGCUGUUUGGCAUGAAUGAUUUUGUUCCAAUUAAUAUUGAAAUCAUCAUUACAAAGUAGUUGAUAUUAUAAAUGAAUCAAUUCAUGCUGAAAAUCAUAGAUAUUGACACUCAACAUACGUGACUUGACGGCGUUUGUGCAGAUGAUUAUGUGUCAAGUUACAGCUAGCCUAACAUAUUUAAUUUUCCUUCAGUUUUGGUCAUACCCUAAUAUUUUCAAGUUUUCCUAACCCCUAAUCCUAAUCGACGAAAUUUACAGACUUCAGUUGGAACACACAACAAUAUUCUCACAAGUAGAACAUGAUCAUUCGGAAUUCUCUACAUUUUGUGAAAAAAUCGUGUAUCUCUUGUAGGAAUUGUAGAUUUGUUUUCUUAUACUUUAUUUCUUCAUAACUAAAUAAAAUUACUGUAGAAUAAUUUACAAUUAUUGUUGUAUAUAUACUUAAUAUAUCAAGAGUAAUAAAUUCUAUAUUUCUUA
Styela clava is the source of this 1236-nucleotide messenger RNA. RefSeq names its product spermatogenesis-associated protein 24-like. Gene Ontology annotation, molecular function: DNA binding. Gene Ontology annotation, cellular component: nucleus; cytoplasm. Lineage: Eukaryota; Metazoa; Chordata; Ascidiacea; Stolidobranchia; Styelidae. The record is from RefSeq and is a predicted model, not a curated record.